GCUAGUUCUAUCUACCUAAAUAUUGCAGGUGCUAUCGUGGGUUAGGGUAGCUGCUGUCCGUCGAAAUCCUCCUUAGGCCUUCUCCCAACUCUUCUCUUCUUCCCGCCUACCGUCCAGCCUCUCCACCGCUUAUUCUCCCCUCCCCUAAGCAAAAUAACGCCAUCAAGACAAAGAUCGAGCCUCAUAUUCCGCACUUUCUUCUAUUCUAUCACGACCAUUAAAUUUCUCGCUUGUAGACGUUGUUCCCGCUUAGUUGCGACCCGGGCAAUAUUAUACUGCUUGGUACUUAGCGGCUGGUAUUAAGCGCUUUUUUUUUUUCUGCCCGCAUCAAAUCUUUAUUUACCACCUUGCGAUCGUGGAAUCUUCAGAACAACUCCACAGCCGCAUAAUCACCAGCGUCUUAUCCGUCUUUUCCACGUCCCUUGCGCAACUACACCGCGAAGCUGUACUUCCCUUUCACGUAUCUCGGUACUUGCAUAUUUGAUGUACCUUUUCUUCGUAUAACAUCGUCGCAAACGACUUUCUUCGCAUUCGUAAGACUUUAACUCAAUUCCGUCUUCAACCGAAGCUGGAAUACACCUAAGCGCCUCGGUGAGGCAGAUUCUGCUGAUAAGUCGAAAUAUCUAUGGCGAAUCACCACCCGUCGCCGCAAAUGGCGAUGCAAAUUCAGCAUCAUGGCCCGCCAGUGCCUCCUCCUCCUCCCGGCCCAGCCCAAGGGAGUCAAUGGGCACCGUCGCGCCAUAUCGUCGCUGUCAACGAAGCACUUUGGAUGCAGAUUGGUAGUUUCUCGGAACUCCUCGGUAACUUAGACGAAGCUAUGAUCGCUUACGAGCACGCGUUGAACGCGAACCCAAACUCCAUUCCUGCGAUGAAUGCAAUCAGUUUGAUCCUCAGGACGCGUGAAGAUUUUCACAAGGCAGUCGAGUACUUGCAAGCCAUACUUAAGAUAGAUGCAAACAAUGGCGAAGUUUGGGGUAGCCUCGGGCACUGCUACCUAAUGAUGGAUGACUUGCAGCAGGCGUAUGCUGCUUAUCAAUCCGCUUUAGUUAAUUUGCCCAACCCCAAAGAACCCAAGCUCUGGUAUGGCAUAGGUAUUUUAUAUGACCGCUACGGCUCCCUUGAUCAUGCCGAGGAAGCUUUCUCGCAAGUCAUGCAGAUGCAACCGGAUUUCGAGAAAGCCAAUGAGAUAUAUUUCCGCCUCGGUAUAAUCUAUAAACAACAGUCGAAAUAUGGCCCUAGUUUAGAGUGUUUUAAGUACAUUGUGAACUCUCCGCCACCGCCGCUGACCGAAGAGGACAUUUGGUUCCAAAUUGGACAUGUCCAUGAACAACAGAAAGAUUACGAUAGCGCAAAGGCUGCUUAUAUGCGGGUUCUUGAACGCGAUCCCAACCAUGCCAAGGUCCUCCAACAGUUGGGUUGGCUCCAUCAUCAGCAAAGCAGCAGUUUCCAGACCCAGGAACGAGCUAUCGAAUACUUGGAGAAAUCUGUUGCUGCAGAUAACAACGACGCCCAAAGCUGGUACCUCCUUGGCCGAUGUUACAUGUCACAGCAGAAGUAUCCCAAGGCAUACGAAGCAUAUCAGCAAGCAGUGUAUCGUGACGGGAGGAACCCCACAUUCUGGUGCUCCAUUGGUGUGCUCUACUACCAGAUCAAUCAGUACCGUGAUGCUUUAGACGCAUAUUCUCGAGCGAUAAGGCUGAACCCGUAUAUAUCUGAAGUCUGGUAUGAUUUGGGUACUCUAUACGAGUCUUGCAAUAACCAGAUCAAUGAUGCUCUAGACGCCUACCAAAGGGCUGCCGAAUUAGAUCCCGCCAAUCCACACAUCAAGGCGAGACUGCAGCUUCUAAGGGCUGGCCAAACUCCAGGAAGCCUUCCCCAGGCCGUGCCCACCGACGUUCACCCCCAAUCCUACGGAGCUCAGGGGCCGCAAGCACCUACCUGGACUGGCUCCGCGCCAAUGCAGCAAUCCGGACCUGGCCCUCACAGACCACCCCCAGGACCUGCCGCUGCUAAUGGUUGGGGCCAAAGAACCAGUGAUAUCAACCCACCACAGCCACCUAACCCCUAUGAGCAGCGCGAGCCCUUUCGUGGUCCGCCGCCUCCACUGCCAAGACAGCCCAGUCCCAGGCAGGAGAUGAGGCAAUACGGAGAGGCAAGCCGUCCGGGCCCAGCACCAAUUCGAAGAGGUCCUUCUCCGGGUCCUCCCGCCCAAUAUGCACCGCCUCUACCAGGACCAUCGCAGCAGCCUCCCCUACCUGCUCAGGGCCCGGCUAGAGUCAACAAUCCCAAUUAUACUCCAGCACCUUCUUCAAACAUGGGGCCCACGAAUGGUCCGCCUAAUGGUGGCCCGCCGCAUUCCCUAAUGACCUACCGCAACGGCUCCCCUCGCUCAGAACCAAGACACAUGCAUGAUAACCGCAUGCCGUCACCAAAAUCGGCAUAUCCUCAGCACCAAGCUCCGUUCCCUCACCAACAAGAGCCUGGAAUGCCGGGUAGCAUGGAACCGGGGGCUCACCCAAAAGGAGCAAUUGGGCCCGAUAUCCAUCGGGAUCACGAUAGGCCGGCCUCCGUCGCGUCCAAGAGGUUGCGAGAGUGGGAAGAUGAGCCCUCUAUCAAAAAACCUGCCAAUGAAGAGACUCGUGCUCGAAUGGAAGAUAUACGCCACCGACGACAAUCCACUCCGCCGCCGCCGCGGGAUCCUUACCGUCGUUCCCCUGACGCCCACCGAUUUGAAGAACAACGGCGCAUAGAGGAGCAGCGACGGGUUGAUGACCAGAGGCGGGUCGAAGAAAUGCGACGGGUUGAAGAGCAGCGACACGCAGCUGAGAGUUACCACCCAUCGGAUGCCGCCCAUCACCCGCCCACACAUUCAAUGCCAAACCAUCUACCUCCUAUGCAGCAAGGCCCGCCUCCUCCAUUGCCAAGCUUAAUUCAUGACGGACCGCAGCCAAGUCCCGCCCCAAAAGAUUACCCCCAAGAUGAGCGGCAGAGACUAGACCACCCGCCUGCUCCUACUUCGUCGCAAAUGAAUGAACCAGAGCGUGCUGCGAGGAAAAUGGAUGUUGACGACGAUUAUGACGACAGCGGGGAAGAAGAGAAGAAGGUGGGAAUUAAUGGUGCGGCAUCAGGGCCAGGCUCAACAUCUGGAGAGCUGAAGAAUACGACGCCGACGAGUGCUAGCAUCAAUGGAAUAAUGGGGCCUACGCCCAAAGCGGAGGGAAAUGCUUAGGACUGGAAGGUGUCAGCAGUGAAUGCUGAACUUCGAUACAUACCCUUUUCAUUGUUCAGGAUUAUUUCGAUGCUAUGUAUAUCACUAGUGAAAGUUGGCGAACUGCCUUCUGUUAGAUACUGGCAAGGCGACGAGAAGUCUGUCUAUCGUUUCUAAACAUUUGCUUAUCAGUUCAAUAAACUCAAUAUCACCUACCUGUUAUAAUAUCUUUAGAUCAUGUGCAAAUAUCUAUACAAUGGUACCUAAGGUAUUACAUAGGUAGUAUAUUUAGUGUGACACGGGUAGCUAAUUACCUAGGUAUAUUAUGUACGUAGAGG
Messenger RNA from Daldinia caldariorum, 3546 nucleotides. Its product is annotated as TPR-like protein. Gene Ontology annotation, molecular function: chromatin DNA binding; protein binding; RNA polymerase II cis-regulatory region sequence-specific DNA binding. The transcript is spliced from 8 exons. Gene Ontology annotation, biological process: regulation of gene expression. The record is from RefSeq and is a predicted model, not a curated record. Bases 626 to 3229 code for a protein of 867 amino acids. Lineage: Eukaryota; Fungi; Ascomycota; Sordariomycetes; Xylariales; Hypoxylaceae.